Messenger RNA from Scleropages formosus (Asian bonytongue), 3427 nucleotides. RefSeq names its product dual specificity mitogen-activated protein kinase kinase 3-like. Gene Ontology annotation, biological process: protein phosphorylation; MAPK cascade. Lineage: Eukaryota; Metazoa; Chordata; Actinopteri; Osteoglossiformes; Osteoglossidae. The transcript is spliced from 12 exons. Bases 527 to 1549 code for a protein of 340 amino acids. Gene Ontology annotation, molecular function: ATP binding; MAP kinase kinase activity. The record is from RefSeq and is a predicted model, not a curated record.
AGCAAGACGCCUCAGAAGCUUUUUUUUUUUUUUUUUUUUUUUUUAAAAAAAAAUUAAUUUUCUUUUAAAAUUGCCAGGGCAGUUGAUGUACAAACUGUUGGCUGUAGGGCUGCACGCGAGUUGCACCAGUGGUCUCGUUGCUGAGGCAAAUCCGCCGCGGCGUUUCCACACAUUUUGAUUUGCGAAACGAGCUGAGGCGACCUGUCCGCUCGCGCACAUUCCGCGCGCCCCGGUGCCCCGCGCGGCUCUUUCUUUACGACGCGGGCUUCGCUCGCUUGACAAGCGAACGCCUCUUCGCGCCCCUGGCUGGAAGGAAACGGUGUGCAUAGCUGGCCGGCAGCGCGCCUUCGUGUCGUGUGCGGGCAACUUGCACAGCCACAGGAAGAGGUUUUGACUGACACUCAAAAGUUGAGCGCGAGAGAUUUCCAAAAAAAAAAAAAAAAAAAAAAAAGCAAAACAAGAAGCUAACAAAAGAAAGAAAGAAGACUUAAGUUUGCAGCUCGGCGGCGCCCGCAUCAACAGGUCAAUGUCCAGAGCAGGAGGGAACACAGGGAAGAGGAAAAAGCCUGGGCUCAAGAUCCCAGAUGAAGUGUUCAAGCAGAAGGAGUCCAACUUAGUGCCGCCCCGAAACCUGGACUCCAGGACCUUCAUCACGAUUGGUGACAAGAACUUUGAGGUGCAGGCUGAUGACCUGGUGGCCCUGUCGGAGCUGGGCCGCGGCGCCUACGGAGUGGUCGAGAAGGUGCGGCACGCUCAGAGCGCAACCCUCAUGGCUGUAAAGAGGAUAAGAGCAACAGUGAACAGUCAGGAGCAGAAGAGGUUACUGAUGGACCUGGACAUCUCCAUGAGGACUGUGGACUGCCCAUACACCGUCACUUUCUAUGGAGCUUUAUUCCGGGAGGGGGAUGUGUGGAUCUGCAUGGAGCUGAUGGACACGUCACUGGACAAAUUCUACAAAAAGGUGAUUGAGAAAGGGAAGAAGAUCCCCGAGGACAUCUUGGGAAAGAUUUCCGUGUCGAUUGUCAAAGCCUUAGAACAUUUACACAGUAAGCUGUCUGUGAUCCAUCGAGAUGUGAAGCCCUCCAAUGUCCUCAUUAACAAAGAAGGGCACGUGAAGAUGUGUGACUUUGGCAUCAGUGGGUACCUGGUGGACUCCGUGGCCAAGACGCUGGAUGCUGGCUGCAAGCCCUACAUGGCACCGGAGAGGAUCAACCCUGAGCUCAGCCAGAAGGGCUACAACGUCAAGUCAGAUGUUUGGAGUCUGGGAAUUACGCUGAUUGAGCUGGCCAUUUUGCGCUUCCCGUACGAGUCGUGGGGCACUCCGUUCCAGCAGCUGAAGCAAGUGGUGGAGGAGCCGUCGCCCCAACUGCCCGCCGACCGCUUCUCCAAGGAGUUCGUCAGCUUCAUCGCACACUGUUUGAAGAAGAAUCCGGCUGAGAGACUGAACUACCUUGCUCUCAUGGAGCAACCAUUCUUCAAACUGCAUGACUCCAAACAAACAGAUGCAGCUUCCUUUGUCAAAGAGAUCCUGGAUGACACCCAGAACUGACCCUUCUCCGCUUCUUCUGCUGCUGCCUGCUGCUGCUGAUGACGACGACGAUUUUAUUUUUUUGUACAAAACUAUAUAAUAUCCAUCCCCAGAUGUACACUGUAAAGUGACUUCCCAUUGCUACAGAAAAUAAUUAGGAAGAUUGUUGGAUUGUUACAGUAUUUUCUCAAAUUUGGCACCUACCUAUAAGCUUGCUAAACCGUUAAAAAGAAUAUAUAGUCUCUAGCCUUUUAUAUCGCACCAGCCAACACAAGAAGUAUGUUGUUUUUGUAGUUGUGAGAAUUGCAGUGUUGGUUAUGCAAGUUUUUAACUUGGAAAAAAUGUAAUUCCUGAUCUGUGAAAUCCCUAGUGUUAAAAUGUUAAGGUUGAACCUUUACUCUCCCACCAUCCCUCCCACCGAAACGCGAACAGUCUGUUGCCAGACAGACUGUUCGCUCUACUGCACACCUCCUCUAGCUUGUAAGGGGCUGCUCUAUUCUCGCCUCUGUACUCUGUAUGUUAUGCAGUGAAUAAGUUAUUGAAUGUAUUCCAGUUGGUGGGGAGGGUGGAUGUUUUUCAGACUUUGGAUGUUUUAUUUAUUUUAACCUGUUUUCAUAUCUUGGGAAAAUGAGGGAAAAGAGCAUUAUAUGUUUGUUACACAGGGCUACUUUGCUAUGAACGUACAUGCGGAAUGUCCUCUCUGCAAGCAAUACCUUUAACGGUCCGUCGUUCGUUUGACAGGAGGCGCUGCGGUUCAAAGGUCCGUUGGCGACUGGGAAAACGGCGGCGGGCUUGAUUAAGAAGCCCCUUGUUGAUCUUUUGUUUCACGUGCGAUACCAAAAAACCAAACACCAAAUCUGUUUUCAGAUACUGUGCCUGGAGGAGCAUAUGGAAGUGUUAACUUAAACCGCCUGCGAUGAGUCGCUACUCCCGUCGUGGAUUCUGCCUUCUCUCCUCCAGUGAAGUCCCACAGCGCCGUUCUUGGCGGCUUUUCGCAUCUCCUUUACAGAAUACCGUUUUGCAUUUUGCUUUUCGUUGCAUAGAUUCAACCCACUUUUGUUGAAGUAUAUAAUGAUACCCCAGUGGUAUUCAUUACCAUAUUGAAUUUUUUCCGUGUUAGCGAAUGUCGGGACUUGAGGCACUGCAUCCCUUCAUGUGUACAAACAGGUCUGGGUUGCAGACCUGCUUCGCUAAAUGGACAGGGAACAGGCCCGGAGGCAAAUCCUUAAGCUCCUGUGCUGUCAACCUGACGUAGUUCUUUUUUUGCGCUGGGGGGGUGUGAGGUAGCCUCUGCUUGUCCCACAGUAAACCUUUACUAUGAAUUACAGUGCACUGUGAGAACAUGUUGCCCUGGCUUGCGUUUGCAAGCGUGGCGGAUGUUCCUCCAGGCCUCCACCGGCUCGGUGUCCUUUCCCUUUCGACGCUUGCAGUGCGGUGGGUGUGCUUGCUAACCGUUCCACUGAGGAGUUCGAUGUGUUUUGGGAGGGGGUGCACUUAAAAUGUUCCUCUGGCGGAGCUGAAGCGCACCCGUUGUGGGCAGAGGAGCCGGGGUGGCUCGUCCCUGCGAAAUGGGCGUGCCGCGGCGCACGUGUGUGCUUCUGUGUACGUGUGUGCGUGUACCUAGUCUCUCGCAGCUACUGAGUGUGUCCCAGAGGUGUGUCGUCUUGCCCUCUGCAGAAACCACUGUCACAGCACCGAAAUGUGAUCCAGGUACCUGGGCUGGAUCGGGUGGGGGUACAACGUGCCUAUAAUAGUGGCUACUGUAAAGAUGCGAUAAUUACAUAAUGGAUUUUAAUUAGAUAAUCUAUAUAUUUAUGUAUAAAAUGAUAAAAUGGAAAUGACUCAAAUGAACUUGAUGGAUUUGUCAAAAACACUGACAAAUAAAAUGGAUCUGAUGGA